UUUCUACCAUUUUUCUAUUAGCAUAAGACGAAACAGCGGAAAUAAGAACCUUUCCCAGCCCUCGUAUAAGGUAUCUAAAAUGGAGAAUAGAGGAAACACGGAUAGAAGACUUGGUCCUUUGCAUACUAGUGGAAAUGCAAUGGUAACAACAGCCUACAAGGCCUACAAGAGAGUAGAAUUAUUGCCUAAUCCAAUUGGCACAAUAGCACAAAAACUAGGUAGAGUUGUGAAGCCAACUGUUUACAUUCUGCAAAAUCACUGCCUAGCAAUCCUCUCUUACGCAGAUGAUCAAAUCUUAUUUGUUGAAAAGGCCAUUGAGAAUGUCUUCCCGCCAUCCAGCUACAUCUUCAACAAGAUCGACACCCUUGUACAUGUCACCGAGACCCUGCCGGCAAGAUUUGACAAUGCAGCCGACAAAUUACCAGCGAUAAUACAACGAGUGCCGUAUUUGGAAUGGGCAUUAGCCCAAUUGUUUUUGAUAUUGAGUUUCUUGAUUAGUACACUAACUAAUUGGGGAGUGGAUGGAGCUAAUGAGAAAGAGAUUAGAAUUGACACAAAUUCUCAUGAUGAAAUUGCUACAAAUAAUCGUGGGCUCACUGGAAUUGAAGAAAUGUGCGUCCCAAACAGUACGGGCAAUGACACUGGGGAAUGUGAGAUAAAGGAAGAAAAUGAGAAACAAAUCAAGGAGACAUACAAAGACAUAUUGGUUAAGAAAAAAGAUGUUAAUGAAGAAGAGAUUAAUGAAAAGAAUGGCGUAGCAACUAGUUAUAAGACAAUAUUAGAGAUGGGUAUGAAGGAAAGUGAAGAUGAAAUGAGCCAACAGCAGCAAGGAGAACAAUCCGACAACAAAGAAAUUGGAAGUGUGAUUGAAAAUGAUGAAAUAAAAGAGACUAAUGUGAUUCAGGAAGAACAGGAUCCAAUUCUAAAGCUUUUUUCUGACGCAGGGUGGUUUAACAUGUAAGGAAAUUUUGAUGGCUACGAGGAACAAACAAGAUGGUCGUCAAGUAGAUGCUGAAACGAUUUUAAAUAUUCCAACACGUGUGAAAGAUUACAGGCUCGCUGCACAGCGGCUGAGAUCGAGCCGUGCUGAGCGCAAGUUGGAAACAAGAACAAAAUUGUAAAAGAAAACAGUUGAGAUAUAUAAAAUUUGAUCAAGACAAUGUCAGAGGACAACAAGAUAAAACUUAGUCAAAAAUAAUGUUCGAGAUUUUGAUUAGAGCUGUAAAAGAAAUUUGUACUUGCAUUAUUGUCUUUCUGAAUUCAAAGGUGAAGAAAAAAAAAUUAGAACGCCCACCGUGGGGCUCGAACCCACGACCACAAGGUUAAGAGCCUUG
Papaver somniferum (opium poppy) is the source of this 1334-nucleotide messenger RNA. RefSeq lists its product as uncharacterized. The record is from RefSeq and is a predicted model, not a curated record. NCBI's taxonomy places the organism in Eukaryota, Viridiplantae, Streptophyta, Magnoliopsida, Ranunculales, Papaveraceae. The coding region runs from base 80 to 961 and encodes 293 amino acids. The transcript has 3 exons.